CAAAAUGGCGAAUGCUGCAAGUCCGGAAGUGGAUUUUUCCGCUGAAGGAGUGCGGGAUUUUAUUAUAAAACAUGGUGGGAAAGUCAGCAAUGUUGCCGUGGUGGGACACUUCAUGGCCUAUCUACGGCACCCCGACAAGGAAGUUAAAGAGGCAAACCGGAAGAAAUUUAGAGAGUACAUGAAUGAAGUUGCGGUAAUAAAGAAAGAUGAAAAGGAUGACAAAGUUGUCGUUCUCAAGAGGAAAAAGAAAGAAAUGAAUUACGGAGACUUCGUGGAUCAUCCCAAGCUGGUGAUCUUCAAGGACAACCCAGCUCAACUUUCCCCGGUCAUCUCGGAUCCCAUACCCAUCGUACCGAACCCGACCGAAGAACCAGCUAGACCCCCUAGGAGGAGUGAUGAUGCUGAUAAAACCAUUGCCGUGGUUACUGGCCCGUUGGUUACGGAUGAUGGGAUGGCAUACACAGGACCUAGAGAGCAAGGAGAUGUCUUAAGUACCAAAGAAGGAGAGCGGAUUAUUGACCAGAAGAGGCAGAUUCAGAGCGUGAAGAGCUUUGCCGAUAUCUUCGACCAAGAGGUGCAAUCAAAGAAAGAGGAGGUGGAUCGGUUAAAGUCACCGAUUAGAUCUCCUCAGAAGACGGCGAACAAACGAGAAACAUCUGAACAAAACGGGGAGGUCAGUGCAACGAGGCAAGAGGAAGGGCAAGGCUCAUUAAAGGAUGACGAUACAGCGGCCAUUAUCUCGCCUGACUCUUCCAGAAACAGCCUUAACUGUGAGGAUGCAUUAUUAGUACCACAGCCUGGACUCCAGUCCAGUGGUACAAUGCAAUCUAUUAGCAGUGAAGCCAGCACAUCUUGUAGUACUGAUACCAUUAUGCAUUGGCAACAGUUGGAGCCCCUGGAACACCAAUGGAUGAUGGAAGCUGCCAAGGCAAACUUAACUGCAUUAUCAAAUCUCCUCAAACAGGACAUUUCAUUGGCAGGGAAAAAGGAUUUCAUCACGGUGAGUGUUAUAUUCUACUUCAAUGAUUGCAUUAAACUACUUGUAUAA
This is a messenger RNA of Asterias rubens (European starfish), 1048 nucleotides long. RefSeq lists its product as uncharacterized. Lineage: Eukaryota; Metazoa; Echinodermata; Asteroidea; Forcipulatida; Asteriidae. The record is from RefSeq and is a predicted model, not a curated record. The transcript has 9 exons. Bases 5 to 1048 code for a protein of 347 amino acids.